AUGGGUGAUGAUGGCGCCGAAGGAGUCCACAUUGAGGAGGUCGAUGAAUUUGAUGAAGUUUUUGGGAAUGGCGCUGACUUCAUGGACAUCCAUCUGCCAGGAGAUCCUGCGCUUUCUGCAAGAGAAACCGUUCUUCUGAAGAAACUUGACGAGAAGCUUAACGCGAUCACAUUUCAGUUGUGUGAUUGCUGUCUUGAGGAAGGGUUUGAUUUGAAUGUUGUCGAUGGCACAUGCUCUAGAUGUCGCAACAAUAAAGGCGAUCCUGUGAAGAAAUGGUCAUCAGAAAAUAAAGUAAAUCCAGCACUCGAGGUUCCUCUGUGCCUCAGAGGACUUACUGAUAUGGAGGACAUGGUCAUUGCACGUGUCAAGUCUUACAUGCAGGACAGAUGGACAAAGGGCUGA
This is a messenger RNA of Laccaria bicolor S238N-H82, 402 nucleotides long. RefSeq lists its product as uncharacterized. The record is from RefSeq and is a predicted model, not a curated record. The coding region runs from base 1 to 402 and encodes 133 amino acids. The transcript is spliced from 2 exons. Lineage: Eukaryota; Fungi; Basidiomycota; Agaricomycetes; Agaricales; Hydnangiaceae.